GGUCUCUCCCCGCGUCCUGCGAGACAUCAUCGGAACUAGAGGAGCCCUGGAUAUCAAGUCCAGAGCUGCAGGAUCUCCGCCUGUAGACUAUUAUAUUAACCUAUCCCACAAACUUUUAAUCUGGCUGAACAAAGGCGCCAUUCGACCUCAUCACUCGGGUCACAGACCAUGUCUGAAUCACCUCCACCCCCGCCCCAGUGGAAUAUCUCCACGAUUGCGAGCAGCGCUGUCCAAUUCCUCCGUCUGCCGGUGAUUGCAUCGUCCGGACUGGCUGUGGUCGCUAGCGGGCUUCUGUACUUUAAACAAAACGAGCUCAUCUACCCAAGAAACGUGCCAGUAGAUGCGCGCACGAAUGUUCCCAAGCCGAGCCACUUUGGAAUCCAUGAUUUCGAAGAUUUACAGAUCCCUACGCCCGAUGGGGAGUCGCUCAAUGCGCUUUUCCUCCGGCCCCCCAACAAGCGUUUGUCAAAGAACGUCACCAUUGUGAUGUUCCAUGGAAACGCUGGGAACAUUGGCCACCGCAUACCUAUCGCCCAGGUCUUGGUAGAGGCACUAGGCUGUAACGUACUCAUGGUGGAAUAUCGUGGGUACGGGUUGUCAACUGGAGUGCCCGAUGAAACAGGUCUGAAUAUCGACGCUCAAACAGCGCUGGAUUAUGUCAGGCAGCGCGCAGAGACAAGCGGCACGAAGAUCGUCAUAUAUGGGCAGAGCCUAGGCGGGGCUGUCUCAAUCAAUCUGGUUGCUAAGAAUCAGCAUAAAGGCGACAUCGCCGGUUUGAUUCUCGAGAACACUUUCUUGAGUAUUAGGAAGUUGAUACCUUCAGUGUUUCCGCCAGCCAGAUACUUGGCGCGGCUUUGUCACCAAUAUUGGGCCAGUGAGGAUGUGCUUCCGAAGAUCACCGACGUUCCUAUCCUUUUCCUUAGCGGCCUGAAAGAUGAGAUUGUCCCUCCAUCCCAUAUGACUCAGCUCUUCAACCUCUGCAACUCCAGCCGGAAGGUGUGGCGUACGCUUCCCAAUGGGCAGCACAAUGAUAGCGUGGCCGAGCCUGGCUAUUUUGAUUACAUACAUUCUUUCCUUAUGGAGGAAGUUGUCGAAAAGGAGCAUCGAGAGUCUUGAAUUCACUAGUCCGGUCUCAAAGGGAGGUGACUGGGCCGCAAAAGUGGGAUAUACACGCAUUUGACCCCUCGUCCAAUGGCUUGGGGUUUCACUCGAGCGGUCUUUAUCUCACUUAUCCAUUACCGACUGUGUCGCCUACAAGGUUCCACCGCUCCCACGGCCGGCUU
This is a messenger RNA of Paecilomyces variotii, 1283 nucleotides long. Its product is annotated as BEM46 family protein. Gene Ontology annotation, cellular component: membrane. Bases 169 to 1116 code for a protein of 315 amino acids. Lineage: Eukaryota; Fungi; Ascomycota; Eurotiomycetes; Eurotiales; Thermoascaceae. Gene Ontology annotation, molecular function: palmitoyl-(protein) hydrolase activity. The transcript is spliced from 4 exons. The record is from RefSeq and is a predicted model, not a curated record.